AUAGCCUAUAGGACAAUAUAAUGAUACGGUUGGUCGGAUUUUUUUUCCAUAAAUAUUCCUACCGAUGAAAUAAUUGGUAACUUCUCUGACAUUCGUGCACUUCUCUUCAAGUCAAGUUCUCUUCUCACUUCUCUUCGAUUAGACUAUCAAUACUAGCUAGAAAUGGCUUCGUCUCAAGCUCCAGCGAGGAAGGAGGAAGCGGCUAUCCAUGCAUUGAUCAAGCAAGCCAAGGAAGCGAAUCCACAAGAUGAGAUGAUCUUUGGAGGAUGGCUAAACAACAAGAGCAGUACCCAGAAACCCAUGCACCUUCAUUCUGAGAAGAUAUGGUCUGGGAAUUUCGCUACCAAAUAUCCAGAUGUUCUUAGCGACAAAGCAAGUUUCGUAGAAACCGAGACUAAUGAGAACGGCAUCAAAACUGCAGUGGUGUAUUCCCUCAAAACUAGUGAAUUGCCAAUGAAUCACUAUGGUUUUCUCCUUGCUUGGUCUGACUCAUACGAGGAAGGGAAAAACACUCGAAAGGUUUACGGAUACUGCGGCCUUCUGGAGAAAUUCCAUAACAUAGAUUGGAACAAGGUCGAAAAGGAUUUGGACGCAUCUUCCUCAUCCGUUUUCUACGUUGACGCAUUAACUCGAACUUCAGUGAAGGCCGAAAUUGUGGCAAACAUGGUGUAUGCAGAUUUCAUGUAAAUGGAAUACUAUGGUCCACUCUGCACUAAGCAUAAAUUAAAAUUAAGCUAGAGAGUAUAGUGAUUAGUGGAUAAGAUAUGAUUAUGUACUGCUAAUAAGGAUAUCACGAGAGGCAAUAUAAAUAAACUUUGCACUCAUGUAACAUGAUAUGUACUCAUGCUGGGAUGUUAUAUAAUGUUCCUAGUUACUUACUUACUAUUUUUAAGUUAUAAUAAAUAAAAAAAGCCACUUAGGUUGUUAUGUUGAA
Messenger RNA from Beta vulgaris subsp. vulgaris (sugar beet), 934 nucleotides. RefSeq lists its product as hypothetical. The transcript has 3 exons. The record is from RefSeq and is a predicted model, not a curated record. The coding region runs from base 163 to 687 and encodes 174 amino acids. Lineage: Eukaryota; Viridiplantae; Streptophyta; Magnoliopsida; Caryophyllales; Amaranthaceae.